Molecule: messenger RNA, 6028 nt
Organism: Paramormyrops kingsleyae
Lineage: Eukaryota; Metazoa; Chordata; Actinopteri; Osteoglossiformes; Mormyridae
Source: RefSeq, a predicted model, not a curated record
GCUCGAGCGAUGCCGGUGGGCAGGUUUGGCGGGCUGGCGUAGCCGAAGGGGAUAAUAGUGCCGCGUUCUCUUUUUAGUCAUUAAUUUCCUAAACGACAGUACAUUUAAUAAGGUGUUCAAGAAAAGCAUAUUGUGGAAAGCCGCUGAUGCUGCAUGAUGAUCUAAGACAAUGCUGGACUCUGAAGACUGCACUCUGUCCUUGGAGAGCCUGUUCUAUGAAAGACCCGUUGUUCUUCAAGCAAAAUGUCAGGAGCAAAUCACUUGGCAAUCGGAACCACUUCUGUUGUCUUCCGAAAUACCGGAAACUCAGCAUUUAAAGGGAACGGCAGAAUCUCUUUCUUGUGGGGUCAAGCUCCCUAUGACAGAUCAUCUGGGAUGCUUGGCAGGCUCUUAUCAGAAGUCAAAGAAAUUCCUGCCUCCUUUGAAAAAAGCUGGUGGGGAUAGAUGUUUUUCCUCACAAAAAGGGCAGUUUCUGAAUCUCGGAGCACCAGUUGAAUUACCUGAACAAGAAGGGUCCCGUGUUUUGAUGGCUGACAGGCCAUUUAAACCUCCACCUAAGGUGGCUGCAGAGCCCAGCGGUCAUUUGAGCAGUGCGCCAUGUCCGAAAGAGGCCGGGACCGAUGAUGCUACCACUGGCCAAGUUUCUAAGGCGGCAGAAAAUCCAUUCAUGACACCAGCUGCUACUUUCUCCAUGGCUCCUUUCACAAGUUCAUAUGUGCCCGGUGCAGACGGCCCACCUUCGUCAGAGUGUGAUCGAACCAUACAAAAAGUUCAUAUCCUUCCAUUUAAUCCCCAAUCGCUCAAUAUACAAGGUCAAGGUGGAUCUGGGCCGGGAGUCCUCCGCUCCGUCACCGAAAUCCCUGCACAGUUCAGAUCCGUCUUCAAAGAGUUCCCUUACUUUAAUUAUGUGCAGUCGAAAGCCCUGGAUGAUAUCCUUUACACCAGUAAAAAUUUUGUGGCCUGUGCUCCCACUGGCUCUGGAAAAACAGUGCUCUUUGAAUUGGCAAUUAUUCGAUUGCUGAUGGAGGUCCCUGCUCCCUGGCACUCUGUUAAAGUUGUGUACAUGGCACCAAUUAAAGCCCUUUGCAGCCAGUGUUACGAAAAUUGGAGGCAGAAAUUUGGGUCUCUCGGGCUCAACUGCAAAGAACUGACCGGUGACACAGAAAUCGAUGACUUCUUUGAGGUUCAGGACGCCCACGUCAUCAUGACCACACCGGAAAAGUGGGACAGUAUGACAAGGAAGUGGAGGCUUAGCAGCCCAGUGCAACUGGUCAAGUUGUUUCUCAUAGAUGAGAUCCAUGUGGUGAAAGACUCAACUCGCGGAGCAACUCUGGAGGUUGUUGUCAGCCGAAUGAAAACGAUGAAUGCCUAUCGCGAUGGAGGCGACCACCAGUCACGUCUUCCCAUGAGAUUUGUGGCCGUGUCUGCUACCAUUCCGAACAUUGCUGACGUCGCCGAAUGGCUCUCGGACGCCUUGGGUCCAGCUUCCUGCCUGCAGCUAGACGAGAGCUACAGGCCGGUGAAGCUCAGGAAGCUGGUGCUUGGCUUCCCAUGCGGCACCAAUCAGACAGACUUCAAAUUCGACCUGUCCCUCAACUACAAGAUGGCGAACAUCAUCCAGACGUACUCGGACCAGAAGCCCACGCUUGUGUUCUGCUCCACGAGGAAAGGUGUGCAGCAGUCUGCAUCUGUGCUGGCAAAAGACGCCCGCUUUAUCAUGAGCGUGGAACAGAAACAGAGGCUGAUGAAAUAUGCAAACUCCCUUCUUGAUUCCAAACUCAAAGAUCUAAUAACACACGGAGUUGGUUUUCAUCAUGCCGGGAUAGACGUUUCUGACCGGAAGAUAAUCGAAGAUGUGUUCACCGCUGGAGACCUACCGGUACUCUUUACAACCAGUACUUUAGCAAUGGGAGUGAACCUGCCCGCUCACCUGGUGGUGAUCAAGUCCACAGUGCACUACGUCGGUGGUUCCUGUGAGGAAUACAGCGAGAUGGACAUCCUGCAGAUGAUUGGCCGGGCUGGCCGACCUCAGUUUGACACGACCGCGACAGCAGUGAUCAUGACUAGGUCCCAGACAAAAGCAAAAUACCUGAAGCUAGUGAGUGGCUCCGAAACCAUUGAGAGCAGCUUACACAAACACCUCGUGGAACACCUGAAUGCAGAGAUAGUCCUUCACACCAUCUCUGAUGUGAAUGUGGCUCUGGACUGGAUUCGUUCCACCUUCCUGUACAUUCGAGCACUGAAGAACCCCAGCUAUUAUGGUUUCACGUCAAGCCUGGACAGAGUUGGAAUUGAAACAAGACUGCAAGAGCUCUGUCUUAAGAAUAUAAACUCACUGGCUGAAAUAUGCCUGAUCACUAUGGACGAGGACAUAAAUUUUAAACCCACUGAGGCAGGUAGGCUGAUGGCCAGGUACUGUAUAGCAUUUGACACCAUGAAGCAUUUCAGUUCGGUGUGCGGGACGGAAUCGCUGCCUGAGCUGAUCAAGGUCAUAUCCAAAGGCAAGGAGUUCAAUGAUGUGCAGCUCAGGAUGAAUGAAAAGCGAACUCUGAAUACUCUGAACAAGGAUAAACACAGGAUAACGAUCAGAUUUCCAAUGGAAGGAAAGAUUAAAAACAGGGAAAUGAAAGUCAACUGCCUGAUACAAGCUCACCUUGGCUGCAUCCCGACUCAGGAGUUUGGACUCACUCAGGAUACUGGAAAGAUAUUCCGAAUUGGAAUUCGCAUGACUAAAUGUUUGUCAGAGUACCUCAGCCAACACCCCAGGAGGAAGUUCACGGCACUGCUCAACUCUCUAAUUUUGUCCAAGUGCUUCCGGGCCAGGCUAUGGGAGAAUUCGCCAUUCGUCUCAAAGCAGCUGGAGAAGAUAGGUUUAAUGCUGUCCACAGCGAUGGUGAAUGCUGGCCUGACUAUGUUCCAGAAGAUAGAGGAGACUAACCCCAGAGAGCUGGAGCUGAUUGUCAACAGGCACCCUCCUUUUGGAAACCAGAUCAGGGAAGCAGUCAUCCAUCUUCCUAAGUAUGAAGUCGGUUUGGAACAGAUUUCAAGGUACAGUUUUUCAACUGCAGAAAUCGUUGUGACUGUACACUUAAAAAACUAUGAGCAGCUGAAGAACAAGAGAACGGCACCAAAUCAUCAUUUUGUCACCCUAAUUAUAGGGGACUGUGACAACAGUGUGGUGUUCAUUCAGAAAAUAACCGAUUUUCUGUUGCUGAAGACUGGGAGCUGGUCAAGGAAAAUUGAAGUUACAAGAGCACCCAAGGGAGAGGAACUCAGUGUGAAUCUGAUUAGCUCAGAGUUAGUUGGAUUUGACAUUCAGCAGAAGUACAGUGUUUUCUAUUCUGGAGCCAAAAGGUUUGGUGCUGAAAGUACUGGUUCAGAAAACAUGCAGGUCAAAGCCCAUGCUGUACAGAGCAAACUGCAGGAAGCACUGAGCUCAGCCCAAGGAGCUCAGAAGACAGUUAACCAAAAAACCAAAGAUAAAGGUUUAAAAGAGAAUGUCAACCCAGAUUCAGGAAGAAGACAGUGUAACCAUUUUUGUAAAAAUAAGGAGCAAUGCGGACAUGACUGUUGUAAGGUUGGUGUGGGGGGGCUGCUGAAGAGGACCACAGACCGCGGGUCUGGCAUUUCUUCCUACCUCAGGGAUCUCAGAAACAGGACUGAAACCCUGACGGAUACCCCAGUAAAACGUCUCAAGAUGAGGAUGUCCGAAGAGGCCGCUGUGGGCAUUCAGCAUUUUGCAUACUGUCCCAAGGACACCCUCGCUGCUGCAUCAAGGUACGAAGGAAACUAUUAUAAUCCUCAUGCACAAGUAGAAUUUGUGGAAUCUGUAGAGGACUUUGGAAGCUCCAUGGAGAUGUGGAAAGGAGCUGCUUAUUCUGACAACCUCAGCACGUCUCUGGGCGGCACAUGUCCCCGGACAGAUGAAGCUGGGAAGAACCAGUCAGUCAGCAGCACUGCUGAGGAUGUUUUAGUGUGCGAGCGAUCUGACUCCGGCAGUGAGGAUUUGGUUCUCACCCAUCAAAGCCAAAUGCACUGUGAUUUCAACAUACCACAAGCAGGUCCCACACACGACAGUGACCACUUCCCUUCUGAUAUCCUGGAUGUGAACUUUGACUUGGGAAUAGACGACUGGGGUGAUUUUGACGAUGAGAAUUUAGUGCAGGCCAGUGAGAUUUCAGAAUCGGCAACACAAGAGAAAGACCAUGAAGGGCCCGGAGCAAGCUUCUCUCCCUGCAACGAUCAGCCGGAAUCUAUCUUACAGGAUGACAGAUUGCCUGGAAGCUCAGCUGCAGCCAGCUGCCCCAUGCCAUCCGUGUGUGUGCCUCCUCUCUCUCCAUCUCCCAAACCAUGUGACUUCCAAGGCCUUGCUGAUGAAGACACCAAAUCAUCCACAGAAAUGCACGGGAAUAAUGUGUCUUUGCUGCCAAAACAUGGUGGAUUCAACCUGACUGCACCGUGUAGAAAGUAUGACUUUUUUGCCAAGCCCAGUGUCCCAGAAAAAACAACAGAUAAAAUUGGCAGCCGCCUGCUCUUAUCGGACCCCGGCCCGCCUUUUCUGUUGUUCCGCCAAAUGGAGGAAGUAGAGACUGACCGGACAUGUGGGGAGCCUGGUGGGCUGGAGAGCCAGCCUGCGGUGGAGAGAAGCAGGAAAGGCAAAAUAUCCAGUGAGGUGAAGAUGGAUAUCGAGCAGUUGUACGAAGCCGUACCUCAGCUCACCAAAGUGUUUCACAUCAUCGACAAGAUUGGAGAGGGUACCUUCAGCUCCGUGUACCUGGCAGAGGCCCAGAUGAAGACUGGGGUCAGGGAGAAGUUUGCACUCAAGCACCUGAUUCCCACCAGCCACCCACUGCGCAUCGCCGCAGAGCUGCAGUGCCUAACGGUUGCUGGUGGGAAGGAGAACGUCAUGGGGGUGACGUACUGCUUCCGGAAGGAUGACCACGUGGUCGUCGUCAUGCCAUACAUGGAACAUCAGGCUUUUGUGGAUGUCUUGGGCUCCCUAAGCUUUGAAGAGGUGCGACAGUACAUGUUCCACUUGCUCAAAGCCCUCGCGCACGUUCACCAUUUUGGAAUCAUCCACCGCGACAUCAAGCCGAGCAACUUCCUGUACGACCGGCUGCACAGGAGGUACGCUCUGGUGGAUUUCGGGCUGGCACAGGGCACACCAGACACGCAGAUUGAGCUGCUCAAGGUGGUCAAGCUGAAGAGUCAUCAGGAGAGACCCCCAGGGCCCCCAGCAGAGCGGGUGGCCCAGAGUGCGGCCGCCACCCCGGGUCCGGCAUUGCAGCACCCCCUGGUACCUGCUGCCCGCAGGUCUCUGCCUCUUGCUCAAGCUAAACGCAGCAAGGACGCUGUGGCCCAGCGCUCUGUGUUUGGGGAGAGGAACCUCAACAGCCUCAACCACUGUGAGGGCGCCGUCAUCAAGCAGCUAGUGAAAGCCCCCAAGACGGAGAGUGUGCCGGCAAGGAAACUGGUGGUGUCGAAGCGCCGGGCCAUGCCAGGGAGGGCGCCGGUGAGCGGGCAGAGGCCCCGAACCAGCCUUGGGCCGGGCCUGACCUGCGACUGCUACAUGACGGACCGGGUGUGCAACGUCUGCCUGUCCAGAAAACAACAGGUGGCCCCCAGGGCGGGAACGCCGGGAUUCCGAGCCCCCGAAGUCCUCACCAAGUGCCCCAAUCAAGGGACAGGUAAAGCACCCGCAGCUUGCCAAUGCCCCCCCCCCCCCCCCCCCCCCCGCCGGCUUCCUGCGUGUGUGCAGCACGAUCUCCGACUGCUCUGCGAGAAGCUGAGAGGGACACGGCCCUGCGGGGACACGGAGAGAGACCUCGGUCUGCCCACGACCCCUCCCAGGCGGUGCCAUUUGCUGCCUGAGGACGCCGGGCCCACCGCAGACAGAAAGGGGUGGGACUGCGUGCCGGACGCUGCAUAUGACCUCCUGGACAAGCUGCUGGACCUGAAUCCCGCCACGCGGAUAUCGGCGUCCGUGGCUCUCCGCCACCAUCUCUUCGAGGACCUUCUAGAGUUUUAA